ACUCUAUGCCGGCCUCCUUUUCCUCUCUUCUCCAUUUUUCCAGGACUAUAGCAACCUGUCUGGCUCAGACAAAAGAUUCCUAUUUCGAGCAUCAUUUAAGCUAAUAUAAAUAUACAAAAUUUUAAAAUAAAACCCCAAAUGGCAAACCCUAGAGUUUUCUUUGACAUCACUGCAAAUGGGAACCUGCUCGGGAGAGUGGUUAUGGAGCUCCGGGCUGACGCCGUCCCCAGGACAGCAGAGAACUUCAGGCAGCUGUGCACAGGGCAACCUGGCUUCGGCUACAAAGGCUCCACCUUCCACCGCGUCAUCCCUAACUUCAUGUGCCAGGGUGGUGACUUCACAAACCAUAACGGAACCGGUGGGAAGUCCAUCUACGGUCCUAAAUUUGAGGAUGAGAACUUCUCUCUGAAGCACACGGGGGCCGGCUGCCUGUCCAUGGCCAACGCUGGACCCAACACCAACGGCUCGCAGUUCUUCAUCUGCACAGCACUCACCAGCUGGCUGGAUGGGAAGCAUGUGGUCUUCGGGCACGUCGUGGAAGGCAUAGAUGUUAUCAAGAAGGUGGAGGCCUAUGGUAGUAACAGCGGCAAGACCAGUGCUGAGAUCGUCAUCGCCGACUGCGGCCAGCUCUAGAUGUGUCCCGCCUCCUAUCCUACUCAACACACCUUGAUCUCUUAGUCCCCUUGAAACACUGCUCAAAUCAUGGCGUUCCUGUCCUGCUUUGACACCUGCUAGUCCAUGUCCCUCUUACCCUGUCCACUGUUUUAACGAGUUGCCUUUUAUUUUAUUUAUUUUAUUUUUUAAUUUUUUUUUUUUUUGGGGGGGGGCUCGGUUUUCAUUUUGCAACUAGAAGCCCAUGGGCUGUGAGACUUGUGUAUCAAAAUCUGAAAAUAAAAAGGGGAACAACAAGCUUGAGACAUUUCUCACUACUUGCUCGUGUGCUAAAAUGGCUGGUUUUGAUCCUAGCUAACAAAUUUCCUACACUAGCUAGGAACUUUCUCAGCUAGCUGAUAAAAUUCCAUUUCAGUACGGUAGUAGCAUGACGGUUAAGUGGUGGAAUAAUUUGGUUAAAUGAUGUUUCGCACUUUCUCAAAACGUCAGCCCAGACAUGGUGUUUGGCAUUUGGAGGGGGAGGGUUUGUUUUUUUUGUUUGUUUGUUUUGUCCUUUUAUCACAGUGGAGCUUCAAAGUUGAACAAAAAUUGUUCUGUUUACACAAAAAAAAAGCAUCGAGUGACAUCAAGCACCUCCUGACCAAUCAGGUUGCAAAAAAAAAAAUGGACAAAGUGCUGGUGGCAAAAAAAAAAAAAAAGUUCUGUAUCUUGUUGUUGAGUGAAUACAACACCAUGUUGAACUGAAUAUUUUGUUGGCGGUAUGUUGCAACUUGAAUAACUAGCACUGCGUACAGUAAAGUCCAACACUUUAGCAGCUCCA
Neoarius graeffei (lesser salmon catfish) is the source of this 1432-nucleotide messenger RNA. It is a transcript of the gene ppiaa, whose product is annotated as peptidylprolyl isomerase Aa (cyclophilin A). The record is from RefSeq and is a predicted model, not a curated record. NCBI's taxonomy places the organism in Eukaryota, Metazoa, Chordata, Actinopteri, Siluriformes, Ariidae. The coding region runs from base 139 to 633 and encodes 164 amino acids. The transcript has 5 exons. Gene Ontology annotation, cellular component: intracellular membrane-bounded organelle. Gene Ontology annotation, molecular function: peptidyl-prolyl cis-trans isomerase activity. Gene Ontology annotation, biological process: protein folding; protein peptidyl-prolyl isomerization.